AUGCCGGUUACUCGAAUACCAAUAGACGGACUAUGGCGCUGUCUUUGUCCCUCGAUCGAUGCGAUAUCAGCUUCCUGCCAUGCAAUCUCCACCUUGCCUGCUACGAAACCUUCGAUUCGACCUGCCACCGGUAGUAAGAGGCUCAUCCGUCGAAAUUUCCACAGCUCGAUCCGCGUUGGACAACGACCCCCUGAAGACGCUACUCUUGGGGGACACUCGAUUGAUGUAAAGAAAGGGUCUGGGGCUGGGAAACCUUUCUUUACCUCGGGGUCACAAUCGGCAAUACCAAGUCGAACUCCACAAGAAGCCCUCCCGGAUACUCCCGCCUUGUCAGAGGCCCUCGAUGCCGAGAAAGCCAACAGAAUAGCCAAUUCUGAGGCAGAGGAAUCACAUCAAAUACCGAGCAAUAACAAUGUAGAGCUUCCUCUUCCGCCGCCUAUAAGGUUCGCUGGGAAUCCUGCGCCAGUGAGAAAGGUCGAGGGGGGUGUUUAUAACACCCCUAUAAGGGAUAUUUACGAUCGCCUACGGAGGAUCAGAAAUGAGGAAGGGGCUUUCACGAGUAUCUUGGAAAUAGUUCAGUUCUUGAUAACGGUCAAGGGGGAGAAACUAUCUCUAUUUCACUACGAUGCGCUUAUAAGGGCGAAUGCUGAUGCGGCACAUGGGAGUGUGGAUGCUGUGAAGUUGUUGUUACAAGAGAUGAAGGAAGAGGGGAUUGGUGGGGAUUCCGGACUCUACCAUGCUGUUCUACGAGUAUUAGCUAUCCAUCCUGAUUACCUUCUGCGGAACGAGAUUAUGCAAGAGAUGAAACAACGUUGGUUCGGGCUUUCCCCCGAAGGAUGGCAUGACCUCGUAACUGGGCUUCUCCGUGAUCGACAAUAUGAAAUGGCGAUGGACAAACUAGAACAGAUGCGAUCUGAUCAGAUAUAUGUCCAACCAUGGCUCUAUGAUAUAUUCACAUACAACCUUUGCGAGGUAGGAGAGCUCGAUGAGGCAUUCAAGUUGCUGUGUUACAGAUAUGAGAAAGAUAGAAAGGAGAUCUCGCCUCGUCUCUGGUAUUACCUCCUAGACAAAUUUACUAGCGACUUUCAUAGCUUCGCGGGAUUAAUCCAUUUCAAACAGUACCAAGCCACGAGGUACAUCUGGAAAUUUCGUGUCGGCAAUGGCUUUCUGAAUCCCCAUGACGGGAUAUGCGUCAAUGCACUCAAUCUUGCAGCCCGAAACGCUGAUCCAGCUCUCGCAACCUCUGCAGUCAGAAUCAUAUCGUCGCGGCGGACUUCUCUCGCCCCAUUCCAUUAUGAAGCACUCCUGGCGGCUUAUACCGGAUCCGAGGACCUUGACACUGCUUUCCGGAUCCUAGGCAUCAUUCGAAAAGCCGGGUUCGAACCAGACUCGUCCACUACCCGUCCCCUAUUUAGCUAUCUAAUUACUCACAGUCAUCUACCCCGCAAAGCAUGGAUUGUGCUAGAGGAUCAAUUCAAAGAGGGCCACACCAUCCACAUUGCAGCUAUCAAUGUAGUAAUCGAAGCAUGUAUUGCUAAAGGACAACUUGAUGACGCUAUUAAACUGUACAAAGUACUCCAUACGCUCUGUGAAGCUGGGCCGAAUCUAGAAACUUUCAAUAUUCUCCUACAAGGCGCUGCAAAAAAGAGAGCAAAGGACUCGGCUAUGUUCCUUGCUGCUGAGAUGAUAGCACUUGACAUCAAGCCGGAUCAUCUGACCUAUGAUCGCUUAGUCGUCGUCUGUCUGCACCAAGACGAUUACGAGGAUGCGUUCAAGUAUCUCGAGGAGAUGGUGGAGAGUGGCAAAGACAAGUUCGAGGACGGACAGAAGGGAUGGUGGCUGAGACGUGGUACUGCUUCUGCUCUGGUGAGGAGAUGUGCUUAUGCUGGGGAUAAGCGGGCCUGGGAGAUUCUGGAGCAGAUGAAGAAGAAACGUAUGGGGGCGUAUCUGGUGGAGGACAACGCUAAACAAAUCUGGGGGGAGGUCUUUCCAGACACCCAGGAGAAGCGGACACAAACACAGCGGUAUACGUGGUAG
This is a messenger RNA of Lachnellula hyalina, 2037 nucleotides long. It is a transcript of the gene PPR40, whose product is annotated as putative pentatricopeptide repeat-containing protein, mitochondrial. Gene Ontology annotation, molecular function: protein binding. NCBI's taxonomy places the organism in Eukaryota, Fungi, Ascomycota, Leotiomycetes, Helotiales, Lachnaceae. The record is from RefSeq and is a predicted model, not a curated record. The transcript has 3 exons. Bases 1 to 2037 code for a protein of 678 amino acids.